CAGUUUGAUUGAUGCACGGUUUCCCGCUUCAGGGAGGGUCUUUUUUUCUUAUUUGACAGUGACUAUCCCAAGGGUGGGAAAUUUGACGUCACCUCAAUGAAAAAUGUCAAAUACCAUCUGGGUUUGACCAAAGUAUGUCACUUUGACUAUAGAGCCUCGUUUUUGUGUAUCUGACAUCAGUUAAAGCCCAUGUCUCCAUUCACGGAAAUUUGGGGGGGGGGGAGGAGGGGAAAAUUUUACCACUGUACCAUACCGAAAUUACACGUUUUUGACCAAAUUUUUUUAAAAAACUUAGAAAUUUCCAAACAAAAAGGGCACCUUUGAUGUUAAUUUAGUAUUUACAGCGACAUUAGCUUCUACAAAAAGGGCACUUUUCAUCACAAAAAAGGGCACUUUUCAUCACAAAAAAGGGCACUUUUCAUCACAAAAAAGGGCACUUUUAGUCCUUUGGAAAAAAUUGGGGGCACAUGUCCCCUGUGCCCCCCCCCCCGGUUCCUACGCCCCUGCUGGAGAAUGACCAAUGGAAUAAAAACAGUAAAGUUUUGAAAUGAAAACAAGCAUGGCACAUACCACACAACUAAUUACAAAUAUAUGAAUCAUAACUUUACCAGGUUAUUGUCACGUGCAGAUCCUUUAUAUUCAAUUCUUGGACAAGGAAUUUGGACAGUUGAAGAUGAUUCUUCGACAGAUGAGGAAAAUCCUGAAAAAAUCAAAGAAGGUAGUUUGUUGUGUUAUGCUGUUCUUUUACUUUCCUUGUGAACUGGUGGAUUGUUUAAAUUUUUUUUAUUUUAGAUUAUGUAGACUCAGAUUCAACUGAAUUGCAAGUAUGGUAUUUAGUUUUGUUGUACAGUAGUAUGCAUAUGGUAAUUCCUAGAAACACUUUGUAAUUGACAAUGUAGAUGUCUAGUCUCCACAGUGGCACUGCCAGGAUCUUAUUUUGGGGGGCCAACUUAAUAAUUUGUGAGCCACAUUUCUAGAGGGGUCCAUGGGCAUGUCUGCAUGCUCCAAUGAAAAAAGGGUGGCCACCUUCCUUUGCCCCACCCCCUUGGCAGUUGUGUCCAAGAGCAAGAUAUAUAGCCUGUAUGAUACUGACUAAACUAGAUAUUCAGUGUGUUGUGGUCUAAUCAAAGUCUGUGCAAAAUCUAAAAUGGUGGGUGCCAUUAAUACACAGGCUGCUCUUUCCACAUUUUGCAGGUUUCUGAGUGUGUGUGUGAUGUAUUGAUGUAACUAGUUACCUUAUGUAAAAAUUUUGUCGAAAAGUUUAAAUUUGCUCCAAUUUUCAUCCAGUUUGUUCCAAGUUUCAAGUAGUUGUUCACACACAGAACCCAACAAAUUGAGUUUUGUAUUCUUUGCUGCCUACAUUCAAGACUGCACUUUUUCCACUAAGUCUAAGUGGAGUUAAUUCCAGUUGACUCAUCUAGGAGUAUGGCCGGCUUACUGAAAGAAACUAACUUACGAUGGACUAUAUACGUAAACGUCUCACAUCUUGUCAACAAGUGGGGAACGCGGUUGUUUGAACUUUGAAGGAAUUUGCCAUGUCUAUCCCAGUUUAACACACUACAAUUGAUUAGCACUGACACUUAAUUGCCUGAUCGGCUCAUUUGUCACCUGUAAAUGAUUCACUUUUAGUAUGUAUUGUUCAAACAGGGAGGAACUAGUUCUGCCCAAGCAACUCUACUUGGACGGAAUGAAGUUAAACACAAUUAUGUCAAUGUUUGGAAGCACAUUCGAAAUGUAAGUUGCUGGAGAAGCGAACUCAACGUGUUUGCCGUUUCGAUCUAAAUUGGGCUUUAAUGUCCGCGCAAUCUUUGCAACUUUAAACCACGAUAUUAAAUAAAAUGAUAGAAAGCAAAUGUAGACAAAGUUUAAACCAUACCAAUUUUCAUCUCGAAGCAACGUCCACGAGGUAACUUCAGUGUGCUUGUAACCAAAGGCGACAACGCCACCCAUGAGGUUUAAAAGUACCACAGACUGUACCUAUUUGUUACAAAUUAACUUUCGACUGCCACUCUGCAGUCUUCGACGGGUAGAUUAAUAAUGCAUAUCUUGUAUCUCUAGCGCAUUGUUAAUCUGCCCGUCGAAGGCUGCAGACUGGCCAAGUCGGAAGCUUGUAACAAGUAAAUAUCUUUAACCAGAGAACGUUUACACAAUUAACUAUAAAUCCUGGUUUCGCCUCCAACGUUUUUACAUACCACUGACACUGUACCAUUUCAUACAUAUAAAUACAGUAUUGACCUUCGCCUGACUUUUAGUUAGUAUUUCAAGUUAGCAAGGACAGUUUUUAAUGGAUAUCGUAACAGAUAUAAAAAGUUGAAAGACAUACAAUUUGUAACUAGCCUAUAAAUGUAGUGGACUGCGCACGGUCCUUUCAGAAUCAUGAUCACGUAAAAUGAAUACUAAUAAGCCACGGAACUUAAGUAUUAUUUAAAACACGAGCAGGAGUGCUUUAUCAGAUAUAAAAUACGAGAGUGCAGCACUUUAAAAUCCUACCGUGGGAACUGUAUAGGCAGCAUCGUAUAGGGUGCAAGGCUUACCAAGACAAAGCAGUAUUAUUUUGCGUUUCAUUCUGUUCUGAUCUAACGCUUAUCAUGCGUUUUUGCAUGACAAUACCUACAAUGCUUGGCGAAAUAUUCACAACGUAAUUGUUAUAUGAAGUAAUUUUUGUUCUUGCAACGCAACUUCUGGCAUAGAAAAUAAUUUAGCAUGAUAUUUAUUUUUAUAGCGGGAAAUGGGGCUGGACACAAAAAGCAAACGUUCGAUGGGAUUCUCCGAACCCGAAAAGUCUAGGGUGUUUUCAAGGUAUAGAAGUUACAGUACUCAUUAAAAUAUUUAACCAUAGAACCCUCCCCCAAAAACCCCUGAUUUUUCUUGCUGAUCAUGAUUUUGCUGCUAUGGUAUAAAGAUAAAAUAAUUAUCCGAUUUUUAGUCUGUCUAUAACAUUUUUCAAUCAUGAGCAAGAAAAAUUAAUGAUUUGCCUGCAUGGUUUUCUUGAAGGUAUUUGCCUAACGCAGUAAAAGAAGUUGUACAAAAUUCCGCGAAGGUUUUUUGUGGCAGUUACUCUCAAGAUGGUUCUGUGUUUAUGAGUGCAAGUCAAGGUAUGCAGUACCUUCCUCACCAAAUACAAGUGAAAGUUUAGCGAAAUAAGAUGGAUCAGUUACUGAAGAAAAAUGUUUUUCUUGUCAAAAAGUCAAUAGUUUUUUUACUCCACCUCAAAUAUCAAUUAAAAAUACCAGAUUGUCAUAUCAAACUGUAUGAAACAAGCAGUGGAAAAUUGAAAGAGUUUCAGGAUGUCGUUGCACAGAAUGUUGGUUGGAGUAUUGUUGAUACAGCUUACAGGUAGGACAGUUUGUUUAAUCUUUGAGGUGUGUCGGAAAAGAUUGCUCAUGGAUUCAAGAGAAAGAAGAAGCCUUAUAAAACUCUGAUCAAACGAGAGUGCGAGUUAACGAGAGUUGAUGACAGUUGCAACUCUCGUUUGUGUUUGACCACCAACUCUCAUCGACAAUCAUCCAUGCACUCCAGUCUUAUCAACUUUGAGCAGGUUCAAAUUUGAUGAGAAUCGAUGAUAGGUUUUCCUGCGAGCGCGGUAAUAUCCAGUCAACAUACAUUGACUAAGGCUGCGUAGCAGGCGUUUAGUGCGGGUGACGCGUAAUGUUUUAUUGAAGGGCGCGGGUCAAUGAUGCGUCCGACUAUCAAUGAGGAGUCCGACUGUCUGUCGUCGAGGCCCUCUCUUCUCCCACCCGCACUAAACGCCUGCUACGCAGGCUAACAUUUACAGUACUAGGCCAUUAUCAGUCUUUAUAUUAUCAACCAGAGAAACUUUAUACAUACUGUAAAUCAUUGACUAUUUGUUUUGCAGUCAUGACCAGAGACAUUUGAUCUAUUCAAGUUGGUCGUCAGACAGUAAGUGGACCGUAGUGUACGUAGGCGUACGGGGUUGGGAGGGGGUAUAGGUGUUCCAAACUUAAGUAGAAAUGGAAAGAAAAUUCGGCACUUCCUACCCAAGAAUCGGACCAUUUUGUUGGGAAGUCCAUAUCGUUAGUUUUGCCUGGAUUAUAUCAACUAUUGAAUGCACAAGUAAGCACUAUCCCUUUAAUUGUAAGGCGCAAAUUGUUAGAUGUUGAAAUUUCAGACUACGACGUCGGGCAAAGUAGUAUCCCCCCUACCCAGAUUUUUCUCACUGAUACGCUGGUUUUACUUGUAUGCUAUAUAGUGUAUUUGUUUCUUGGAGUAUCAUUAACAUAUAUGCUUGGUUACCUUUGUUCCAGUCUAUGCUACAUUAUUUGAACGGCUGUGCAUUGUAUAACAAGCCAUUUCAGUUAUCAGAAUAGUUGUAUGGCCUACUAUGGGUGGCAACAGACAAAAUAAACAUGUGUUAGCGGACCAAAAUAAUGAAAAUAUAAUUAUUAUUCGUAUCAUGUUUUCACAGUUUAUCUCUGUGACAUUGCUGGAGGAUAUGAAAGGUCGCACGUUGCACUUCAUAUGAGGUUUGUGUGAGCACUGUUGUAUACGAAAGCCGGAUAGCGCUGUCGACUGGAUAGUGAUUUUUACAAGCCUCCUUAAACCAACCGUUGAUUGGUAUAGCCCAAAUUAAACUUUAUUUUAUAAAAAUUACAAUAAGUUUCCUUUUAGUCAUUGGGAUCCAUAUCACCUUUGGAGAAUGUUUACAACGGUUGAAUCACUAUUCGGCGAAUAUCGCCAUCCGAUCGUUUGACAUUUGAAAACCGGCCCAUUUGACAUUUGAAAGGUUGCUUAUUUUCUAGCUUAUUUAACAAACUCGUAUAAUUUGCCUUUAGACCGUCAAUUCACAGUUUUUGUGCAUUUUCAAUAAAAUUUUCGCAAGACGACAAUGAAAUUUUGACUGGGUGAGUUAAUUUACUGUAGCAUGCCAGGCGAUUUCAGACUUUUACAAAUUGACAAUUACUAUGAAUUUUAGGAGUUCGAAUUCAAGCGAAAUUAUAACCGAGUUCAAGCCGGGGUUAGGGCUAGGGGUUAGGGCUAGAGUUGGGGAUGAGAAUUGGGUACGAGAUUGGAUGAGGUUGAAAAGGUUUCGGUAUAAAUUUUGUUGCAAGGCCAGAUUUUGGUGGAAAUGCUGGGGCAGGUGGAAAUAUAUUUAGGAGAGGUGCAGCGUCUAGCCCACGGCCCCAUGGAAUGUUAGGACUUAGAAUGUAGCGAUAUCCCCCUUAUUCGAUCACCACAAUAUCCACUUACAAUAUCCCCCUUAUUUGAUCACCAGAUCAAACGACGGUAGUAUUUACAUUUACAACCGAGGCUGUGGAAGGAGAACACUAAGGGUAAGUUUUGUAAGUUAUAGAUGAGUUUGAAUGAGUUGAAUCAAACUUCAUAUGCUGGAUAGCUCCGUCAGUUGUAGACUGUUUUCCCUCAGGCUGCUCCACUUUCUGUUCGGAAUACUCCAGAUUUUUAGAACACAAAAAGAAUCAAACUAAAAAUGGUCAUAUGAGUAGGGGCGAUCAGAACAGUCGUGUGACCGUGUUCAGUUUGAUUCCAUUAGUGUUCCGAAAAUCCAGAGUACUCCGAACAGUAAAUGGAGCAGCCUGCCUAUAGGUGGGUUUCACUCAAGCCUUAUACAUAGGGAAACACUUGGUGGUCAACUUUACACAUCUUGCCGCUUUAUCGCUUGUGGAAGCAAGUAAAUUUUGUUUAAUUGCAUAUAUUUCAUACCAAACACAAGAUCAAUACUUAUAAUGAAUAUUUGACUCGAUCCGAUAAAUGUGUUUCCAUUUGGAGUUGAACACCAAGCGCUAAAAGUGUCACGUGACUGAAACCCAGCUACAGUAUAUGUAAUCUUUCUUCCGUGCUAGAUAGAUGCUCAUUCUGACGACGUCAAUACCGUAUGUUUCUGUGACAACACAUCACAGUUGUUGUUCUCAGGCUCUGAUGAUGGCGUGUGUAAGGUUAGUUUUGAUGAAAUGGGUUAGUGACCUACUGGCUAUAAUUCAUACAGUGACCUACUGGCUAUAAUUCAUCAAAAUUAUGGUGGUCAUUGACAGAAAUCAAACCUGGGGUGCAGCACCAUGCAGUGGGCCUAGAAAUCGAUUGCACGUUUCGGCGGCCUAUAAUAGGAUGGAUCGAUAAUAAAGUUCAACGUAUCUUAAAUUUUGUCAGGUGUGGGACAGACGAACAUUAAAUGAAGAGCGUCCUAAGCCAGUCGGAAUUUUUGCUGGUCAUGCAUGUGGUAUUGCAUGUAUCGACUCCAAGGUUAGUGCAAAAUUAAAACGAAAAUUGAUGAGAGUGGAGAAGGAUUUGCAUGGGAGUUUUGGAGUUGCAUUGAGAGUUGGCGGGAGUUGACUGGAUAUUAUUACGCGCGUAGCAAAACUCUCAUGAACAUACUCUUAUCAAAAUUUGAACCAGCUCAAACUUGACGAGAGUUGAUAAAAGUGUAUGAGAAUUGGCAAGUGAGAGUUUGUAUGACAAUUUUCUCAACUCUCGUAUCAUGGUCAAACGAGAACAAAAAUGAAAUCUCAUGAUGGAAUCUCAAUGAAAUCUAAUGAAAUCUCAUGGAAAUUUGAAGCAGCUAAAAGCUCCUCGUUGCACCGGGGAUUUACUUCUAGGGUCUCCUAUCUCGGUUUCGGGACUUUGUUACUAGGCACGUGAGCUAUCCGAAAAUGUGAAUUGUGUGGCAAGGGAUGUACACAUGCUUUAGCUGAUGAGGUGCAUUAUCUAUUUUCAUUUCAGGGUGAUGGUCGCUAUCUUAUCACCAGCAGUAAAGAUCAGUCAAUAAAGUUGUGGGACAUGAGGAAAUUUUCUGACGCAAAGGGGAAAUGGGUAGGUGUCGAAAAACGUAUAUUCGAUACAGUACAUACAGUAAACAAAAUAUUGUGCUGCGUGAUGUAUUUUACCAUUUCUGCCGGCUUUAUGUAGGUAUUAGGGGGGUUCAGAUUUGAUUUCCGCUACCGCUACCAUUAAGGGACCAUUACCAAUAAGAUGCGUUUAAUCUGCCCGAUUAACCAAUCAGGUGCACACAGAGCAAGUGAGAGGUAGCGGAAGUCAAAUUUGAACCUCUAUUGUUGCGAGAGGUGUCGGUGACACAAUUGUUAAUGCUUACUGGUGCUUACCUUUUACUUCAAUUCCGAAAGAAUUCUCUAGGCAUAAGCAAUGGAUCUAAUUUCUAGACCUUUAGAACUACAACUCUAAUAGCUUCUUACAAUAAACAUAGUUUAGUUUAUGUUCCUUUGUUUAGUAACACUGACCGAUAAGGGUUGGUCCUUACUGGACUUUUGGGGACAACAGUCGAGAACUGGUAGUCAGCUCUCCAGUAUAAAUACGGUUAGUUCAGUUCAGUUUGUUUUUCAGGUGAUAUAAAAAUCGGUUAUAAUUUCAUGUCCAAAACACACUAAAUAUGUAAAUGAAAGAAAUCAAUUAACAUUAACUGAAACCUGACCCCCUGACCAUCACUGAACCUUCAAUAUGAUAACAUGAAAAUUAUAACCUAAAAAUCCUUCUUCUCGGUGUUUCUAGGCGGGAGCACGGGCUGUGGCUACAAACCAGUAUUGGGAUUACAGAUGGGAAGGCCUACCUAAGAAAUGUGAGUUGAUUCACAAUACAAGCUACAGAUUAUACAAGCCCCUUCAUGGUCAUAAUUCCUUUGGGUUUUUUUUCCAUAAAUUAUUAUUUGAAAUUUUUUGCCAGUUCAAAAAGAGGUGAAAUUAAAAGGAGAUGUAUCAGUAAUGACAUAUCGUGGACAUUCACUCCUUAGAUGUCUUAGUCGUGCUUAUUUCUCGCCACUUGAAACUACUGGACAGGUAGGGAUGUUUAAGGAUAUUGCAAAUAUAGAGGGACACUGCUUACUGAAAACUUCCAUCGUUGGCAGAAAUGCCCAUCUACACGAUACGACUAGUCGUAUACGAUUCUUAUUCUGAUGUGUAUGUACUCGACGAGUAAAUGCGUGUAAAGAUGUUACAUUUCAAUAAAUUUUGCCAUAAACCGAUGACAUAGAAAUAAUAGAUGUCUAUUAUUUCUAUGACUUAAGGCUGAGACUCAUCGGACGCGAUUCGACAACGCGGCGCGAUUUUUCAUUUUUUAAAAGUUAAUAAAACAGGAAAGGGAAACUAUUUUAAGGAAAUUUUAAAAGAUAUGUGGACCAAAUAAGGGACCAUUCAUUAUUAUGACCGGGGGUGGGCUGGCAAAAUUCAAUUAACAACUAAACAAAAUGUCCUGCCCCACUCCCUGCAUCACAAAAAAAUUCAAUGACCCCCUUCACUUGAAUUCUAAAAAAUAGUAACCCCCUCUUUGUGCUUACAACAACUAAUAUGCUUGCCUAUUUAACCCAUCAAGCUGCAGAGUUAGGCUGCACCCCCCCCCCCAGCGCCCCCGUUUGCUACGGCCCUGGGUUAGGAGUAGGGUUAGGGUACUACGUCAAUGAACUACAAAGACCGCUAAACAGCUAGUGACUCGGACAUUUGACUCGGGCUCGGAUUUGACUUUCCCUGGACGUAAUGUUGCUACAUCGCUUACUCGUUAAUUAUCUUUUUUACUAAAAUGUACGGUACAUAAUUGAAAUAUGACAAAAAAUUAUGGCAAGUUCAUGGCAAAAGUUAUAAAGGUAGAUGUUCGAUUAGUUUUCAUAUUAGCUGCGCGCAUUGCAUUUUGGGUAUUGUAUUUGUGCAUUGCAUUUUGGGUCUAUCUGUUGAUUAAAAUUGAGAAUUUUCCUGGCUAUACAUGAAUUAAAUUUGCUGUCUGGUCCCUAACUUAAAUAAUGGUCCCUAACUUAAAAUGUUAGAGCGCUUCUAAUUAUUUGGAAAAUGUAUACCAGGACCAAAGUUAUCAGUCAGUGAAAAUCGAAAAAUCGCGCGGCGUUGUCGCGCCCGGUGAACAGGAAUAGUGGCGUCAGCAGUCGUUUUCUUACGCCAGAAUGAGAAUCGUAUACGACUAGUAUCGUGUAAAUAGUUUAAUAUGUUUUCCCUUUAUUUGAUAUUUCAGGAAUAUAUUUACACUGGGAGUGCAGAUGGCUGUGUGUAUAGUAAGUGUUUUGUCGACACUUCCUUAAGUUCUUAACCCAAAUACACUAUUACAGAACCAUCCUCAGAGAAAUUUCCAACACGAUUUCUUAAGUGAGGGGCGGUGUGAUCACCAUCCUUACUUGCAGCUGAGAUAGAAUGCGAAAGCUGAAUUACGAAGGACGCAGCUCAACCUGAUCGAGUCGAAGGCUUUCUAUGGGCGCCUGUGGCUAACGUCUGGUCACCGAGCAUACCUAAAAACGUUGUAACAAACCUGCAGCAGACUUGUAACAAUGUUGUUCCAACAACUUGUCAACAGAAUGUGUUCGCACUGCUUGUUCCCGGGUUGUCGACAAGUUGUCAACGGCUUGUUGACAACUUGCUGCAAGGUUGGUGAGCUCAACAGAUUUGUUACAAGUUGGUUCCGACAACUUGAUUGUUGUCGUCCUGCGAUUCAACAAUUUUUCAACGAGUUGUGAAUGACAAUCUUGAUAAAAUAACACCAUUGUUACAACUUGUUGACAAGAUGCGAGAUUUUUACGUGUGUAAUCCUAUCCCACCCUGUCAACAUUUCCUGUGGAAGGAAACCGGAAUACCCAGAGAAAACUCGUAGAGCGAUGACUGACACAUAAUAUAAUAAAUAUAUGUAAUGUGAAUAAAAAUGUUAACGUCCUUGUUGACAAAAACGUCGCUUGCUUAAGCUCUCUACUAACUAUACGAUACUGUACCGUUAAUCUAUCGUUUUCUCGUGUUGUUUUAAAGUUUAUGAUCUUCACAGUGGCAAACUGGCGAGAAAACUCUACGGACAUGUAUCCUUUAUACGUUUUACUUAGUAUCUCACAGAAUGGAAUCGAUUUGAGUGUUUGUUCUGGGCAAUACACCCUUUCGAUAACUACGUCAUUUGGCCUGGGAGCCUCGCUCUCGUUAAUCGUGCCAAUCACCUUGCGUACUUUACUAAUGAGAGCGAGGCUCCAAGACCAAAAAGUAUGUGUGACGUAAUUAUCGAAAGGGUGUAUUGAAAAUGAAACCUUGACAAAUGUGCAGAAUGGUAUUGUACGAGAUGUAUCGUGGCAUCCUAGCAAGCCUUAUAUCACGAGUUCUUCUGUAAGUAUUAUGACAGUCUACCGACUUUGACCAAAGCGAUGGGGGAUGAUAUAUUAUAUGAAUAUCCGAAAAGUGAGGGGUUGCCCCCCGUCCCUCAGGAUUUACACUCUUGCUUACAGAUCUUGUUGCACGAUAUAUCCACUGGCGUUGUGGGGCUAAUUGUUUUUCUUGGGGUUAUUUUUCACCGUUGUUCAAGGCGAAAGUUAACAUUUACCAUGGUAUCCAGUAAUACGUAAUUCAAGCGUUUUUAAUGCAUAGCUAGGCAUGGAACAAGUUAAAUUUGGCCAUAUUUAUUAUUGUGAAACUCAUUAAUAAUUCACGAGAAAACACAAAACCGUGAAGGAGUUUGUAUAUGUGAUAACAGAAUCAUGCUGAUUUACAAAUAAUAUUACAUCUCCCGCCUGCGCUCCUUCGCCCAGCGGCUCCGCUCGUGUUCCAAGAUCCGCCAUGUAAAGUUUAGUGAAAUGUAUCUCAAAUCUAAUCGUAAUCCUAGCCAACAGAAUCCUCUGCGGAGGAGAGAGACAUAUAUUAGGUAAAAACAUUUGGUAAUUAAUAUUGUAAUAAAAAAUAUCACAUUCAUGGCUUUCAAAAUAAGCCGGCGCCACGAGGUUCACCGCCGGUACUUUAUUUAGUACUUGAAAUAUCAAUCUGCUCUCCUUCCUCCACUCUAAACUUUCAAAUAAAGUUAUUUUUCCUCAACCUCGUCUACUUCAGUUAUCUUGUUGAAGGUUGAAAGUAGUGAUACAUUAUAAUUUGGUUACAGAGCUCAGUUGUGUUGCUAUCUAAUCAAUAUACAAGUACUUAUCAGGUCUAGUUAAUUUGGAUGACUUUGUCAACACAGCCACCUACUCCGAAUAAUUCUGAAAGCCCUGUACACUUCUCGAUUAAAUAUUGGUUGGUCUGUUUCUAGUGGGACUGUACAGUGAAGUGUUGGCAAUAUACUCGAGACAAAGACGAAAUUGAAAGAUCUGAGAAAGAAAUAGCGCAAGAGAAGUUGGAGAAACAAACGAAGAGACCUAAAUGGCAUCCUAAAUCUGUCUUUUUAUAUGAUUUUUGAGAUCAAUUGUAAAAUGUAAGUUAUAUACCUGCGCCAUAGAAAUAGUUUUCCCUUUGCAAAUAUAUAUAUUAUAGUGGCAGUCACGAUUCAACGUCCCAUUGUCCAUGAUCCAUGUUUUAAAUUUUAUGCAAAGAUUUAAUCUUGAAAUCGAGACAAACGCCUUUUAAACUUUAAAUUAUUUAAAUGACCAUUAUUAUAGUAUGGUCAGCACUUGUUUCCAUUUACCAAGCUGACGUUAGUGACGUGACGUCAAGAUGGAAGAGGUGUUAAAUGGCUAUGUAACUAAUCCAAACUCUAAGUCUAAUUCCUAACCCCAACCCUGACUCUAACCCUAACCCUAACCCUAACCAAAAUAAUACAAUAAAUCCAAAAAGAAUCGACGUUAGUAAUUGAUCAAAUGACGUAACGUCAGUUUGAUGGUUGGAAACGAGUGAAAACAUAUUGACAUAGAUUACAGAAACUUACGUACUAUUUAAAACACGAGUAGGAGUGUUUUAUCAGAUAUAUAACGCGAGGCGCAGCCGAGCGUUAUAUAUCUGAUAAAACACGACAACGAGUGUUUUGAAUAGCUUAAAAUACGACUACAAAAGAAUACUAAUUAGGAUGAACCAUAGUAUAAUCAUGCUAAUUAAGAUGAACAAUUAUAUAAUGCCACAUGUGUUUUAUCAGAUAUAAAGUCACUCCACGUGACAUAUUAUGGCUGACAUGAUUUGCCACAAGGUUUAUGAAUUAUUAAUGAGUAUUUUAAGUUUGUAUAUGCUCUUGUUCACCCAGGUUGAUGAUCUUGGCAAGAUCUUACCAUGAUCUUACCAUGAUCUUGCCCAGGGCUGGAAAAAAUAAUUUUCUUCCUGGGAGCACAACCUGGAUCUUAAGAUUUCCUGCACAUGCACCAACUGAGUUAUUUGUGCUGAAACUGCAUGUGCAUAAACAUAGAGUACCCUUUAGCUAGCAGACUAUUGUUUUCAACGAAAGUAAAAAUGCCUGACAACCAUGAGUUUUUGCUCCCAUAGUGGUUCUUCCAUGUUAGAGUUUCCUUCAAAUUUCCUGCAGCUGUUUAACAUUCCCUGCGAGCGGUGCUCGUAUGCUCGCCUAUUUUUUCCACCCCAGAUCUUGCCAUAAUCUUACCAUGAUCUUACAAAGAUCUUGUAUAAAUCCUGCAAGUUCUUUGUAAGAUCCUGCAACAUCUUGCCAUGAUCUUACGAAGAUCUUGCCAUGAUCGUACCAUGAUCUUACGAAGAACUUGCCAUGAUCUUACGAAGAUCUUGCCAUGAUCUUACGAAGAUCUUACGAAGAACUUGCCAUGAUAUUUCCAUGAUCUUACGAAGAUCUUGCCGUGAUCUUACGAAGAUCUUGCUGUCAAUUCUGCUUAAAUCCUGCAGGAUCUAGCCAUGAUAUCGUUAUGAUCUUGCAGUGAUAUUGCCAUGUCCCUGCCAUAAUUUUGCCAAAAAUCCUGCAGGUUCUCAAAAUCCAGCCAUGUAUGAUUACGAUCUAGUAGCUGUUUUAUGUAAAGAUAUUGUAGCUAAGUGCAUAGUUGCAGAGACUAACGAACCUUUUGUGGAUGCAUAUAUCACUACUGUUAAUGAUAUUAAUUGUACAUAGCAAGAAAUGUACGUAACUUGCAUAAUUAUUGAAAAAAGUAUAUUAAUUUUGGAACGGUUACAAUAAAAUAUAGAUAAUUGUUUUCUUUAUUUUAGUUAUAAAUAUUGUUAAUAACUUCACAUUUUAAUAGCACAGCAAGGUCUUCAAAUAUCAUGAUUGGUUGACUCUUAGCCAGUUUUACUCUAGCUUUUAGUCAGUUACUUUGUCAGUGACUUAUGAGAAAGCCCUGCAAAAAUUUCAGCACGGUCCUUCCACGAUUGUUUAAAGACUAUGGCAUGGUCUUAAAGAAUCAUCAGGCUGGCAAGAUCUUGACAAGAUUGCGGUGACAAGGUUAUGGUAAAAUCAUGGCUAGAUCUUGUGCAGGGGUGAAACUAGAGCGUUAAUUUGGGGGGUGGGGUGUAAGUAUUCAUAUAUUCCUGAUCUGUCCAACUAAUUUCUUUUUAAAUCAGUUGUUUUUAAUGAAUAUUCACCCCCCCCCCCACACACACUAAUUAACGCUCUGAUCUUGUGGAAAUCUUGACACGAUCAUGCCAAGAUCUUGAAAGACAGAUUAUAGUAAAAUCAUGGCAAGAUCUUGUGGAAAUCUUGACAAAGUCAUGCCAACCAAGAUCUUGAAGGGUCACGGCAAGAUCCUGGCAAGAUUGUAACAAGAUCAUAGAUUUAGAAAUGAUCAUGGCACGAUCUUGAUCGAUCAUGGCAAGAUAUUGAUCGAUCAUGGCAAGAUAUUGAACUAUCACGGCAAGAUCUUGACAACAUUAUAGUAAAAUCAUGGCAAGAUCUUGUGGAAAUCUUGAAAUGAUCAUGGCAAGAUCUAGAAAGAUCAUGGCAAGUUCUAGAAAGAUCAUGGCAAGAUCUUGACAAAAGUGUACUUUAAAUUUGUUUUUAAAAUAUAUCAAGAUCUUGGCAAGAAAAUAAGAAAUUCUUGCCAAGAUCAUAGCAAGAUCUUGCCAAGAUAAUUUCUUGACAAGAUCUUUGCAUGAUUUCACAAGACCUUACAAGAUCCUGUAAGAUCUUACAAGAUCCUGGCAAGAUAUUCAACCUGGGCAGUGAUAUUUGUAUAUUAACA
This is a messenger RNA of Paramuricea clavata, 13780 nucleotides long. Lineage: Eukaryota; Metazoa; Cnidaria; Anthozoa; Malacalcyonacea; Plexauridae. The record is from the annotation of a GenBank genome assembly.